This is a messenger RNA of Anguilla rostrata (American eel), 1333 nucleotides long. It is a transcript of the gene psmb13a, whose product is annotated as proteasome 20S subunit beta 13a. The transcript is spliced from 8 exons. Gene Ontology annotation, molecular function: threonine-type endopeptidase activity. NCBI's taxonomy places the organism in Eukaryota, Metazoa, Chordata, Actinopteri, Anguilliformes, Anguillidae. Bases 81 to 908 code for a protein of 275 amino acids. Gene Ontology annotation, cellular component: proteasome core complex. The record is from RefSeq and is a predicted model, not a curated record.
GUACCUGACAGAAGCGCCACCACGCGCUUGAACUGGAACUGCAGACGCCACGGUCGAGUGAGGAAGAAACGAAUUUGAGGAUGACUUCUCCUGACGUGCUCGAGACUCAACAUGGGGGGUUUAACUUUGAAAACUGCUUCAGGAAUUCGCAACUACAAACUUCCAGCGCACAAGACAUAAAACUGAAAGCCAAAAAGACCGGUACCACGAUAGCUGGGGUGGUUUUCAAGGAUGGGGUGGUUCUGGGGGCCGACACCCGUGCUACGUCGGGGGAAGUGGUCUCCGAUAAGAACUGCUCCAAAAUUCAUUACAUCGCCCCAAACAUUUACUGCUGUGGUGCAGGAACAGCGGCUGACACGGUGAAGACCACGGACUUGCUGCGCUCCAACCUGACCCUGCAGGCCCUCUCCAUGGACCGCAAACCGCGCCUGGUCAUGGCCUGCCGCAUCCUGCAGGACUUUCUCUACCGGCACAAAGGGCAGAUCAGUGCCAUGCUGCUGCUGGGUGGAGUGGACUGCACCGGGCCCCAUAUCUUCACCGUCGGCCCCUACGGCUCCGUCAACAAGGCCCCCUUUGAAACUAUGGGGUCUGGAAGCCUCCCAGCUUUGUCCGUUUUUGAAGACCGUUUCAAACCCAACAUGAGUGAGGAGGAGGCCAAACAGCUGGUUCGGGACGCGAUCGCGGCCGGGAUCGCCAACGACCUGGGCUCGGGGAGCAACGUGGACCUCUGCGUCAUCCGGCGGGACGGGGUGGAGUACAUCCGCCCGUUUGAGGCCUCCAACUACAGGGGCCAAAGGUUGGGGAAAUACAAGUAUGACAAGGGAACCACUCCAGUCCUCAGUGAACAGACCACCAAGCUGCAGGUGGACCUGGUUGAAGAGACCGUGCAACAGAUGGAGGUUGUGUAACACGCUAUAAGAUCCCCUGUGACACAGCGUCUGUAUAUUUCAUGGUUCCAUCAUGUUUAUGCAAAAUAUUCCUUUCUGUCAACCUGUUGUGUGGUUCUGAGAAUAACGUGUGACCCUGUGUGCUGUUUUUCUUUGCUACAAUUUACACAGUAAAUGAGACAGAGUAAAAGAGUGAAAGGCAAACAACAAUCCUUCAAUGACUUAAUUGUGAAUCAAUUUAACACAUUAAUUUGUUGAUUUUUUUGUUGUUAUUUUAGUUUUUCAGCUUUCAUUGUCAGGGCACUGUUUUGAUGUCAAUGAUAAAUAUUCCCAGGGACUGCUGAAGGUUGGCUGUAAGGAAAUUUUUGCUUGCAGGCAUGAGAAGCUAUCACAUAAAUACACUGUGAACAGGGCAUAAAUAAAAUGCAUACUGUUUGGAAAUAAAA